Messenger RNA from Dictyostelium discoideum AX4, 1155 nucleotides. RefSeq lists its product as hypothetical. Bases 1 to 1155 code for a protein of 384 amino acids. The transcript has a single exon. Lineage: Eukaryota; Evosea; Eumycetozoa; Dictyosteliales; Dictyosteliaceae. Gene Ontology annotation, cellular component: membrane. The record is from RefSeq and is a predicted model, not a curated record.
AUGAUAACUAUUUCAGAAGAAUUAGAGAAUUAUUCUCUUUCAAAAUUUUUUGAAAAAUGUUAUUAUUAUUUAUUUAAAAAUUGGUCAACAACAACCACCACAACAACUGCAACUACAAAAACAAAAUUAAAUAAAAAUAAAAUUAGUAAAAAGAAUGAAAAAAAUCAUAUUUCACAUCAAACUCAAUAUAUAAAAAAUGACAAUAAUUCUUUAAAUAAUAGUAAUAGUAACUGUUGUAAUAGUAAUAAUAAUGAUAGUAAUAAUAAUAUAAAAUUAAAAAAUGAAAAAGAAGAAUUAAUUAAUAAUAAUAAUAAUGAAAAAAAAACAAUUUAUUCAUUAGUUGGAAUUGAAGAAGCACCAGAACAUUUAAAAAGAGAAUUUAUAUUGAAUGGAUAUAGGGUAGAUUUUUCAUAUUUAUUAUGUUUUAAAUCAGUGUUGAUAUUUGGACAUAACGAUUUCGCUAAUAUACAUAGUCAUUUAAUACCGGCAUUGUUUUUUAUGUAUACAUUGUGGGGAGUGUUGACAGGAUCGAGUGGAGGUUAUAACGAUUAUGCAACUUUUGAUAGCGGUGACAAGAUAGUGUUCACCAUAUUCAUUGGGGCAGCCAUCACCACCUACAUCCUGUCGUUCCUAUAUCAUACGUUUGGGUGCCACUCAUUAUGUACCUAUUCGAAAUUGUUGGUAUGUGAUUAUUUGGGAAUCAUCCUAUUGAUAGGGUCUAGUUUUUUUCCACCACUUUAUUAUUCGUUCAAGGCGAAUCAUAUCGGGUUAAUGAUAUUUUAUAUGGGUUCAAUUACAAUGUUGUGUUUGUUAUUGGCAAUCAUGGUUUUAAUACCAUCGUUGGCCGAUAAGAAUACUCUAAGAAAUACUUUAUUCUGUUUAACGGCUUUGUUUGGUAUUGUGCCUUCAAUUCACACACUUUUCAUUUACCCAGCCCAAGAGGUGUAUUACUUUAUAUUCCGUUUGGUUUGUAUGUUUUUAAUUUAUGGUGCUGGUUUAUUAGUUUACAUCUAUAGAAUUCCUGAAAGUUUAAUACCUGGUUAUUUCGAUUCAAUUGUAACAAGUCAUUCAGUUUGGCAUUUCUUUACUGCUUAUGCUACUUUUUUUAGUUUAAAUACUUAUUUAGAAUUAUAUAGUAAAAUUUCAAAUCUAUAA